AUAUAUGGUAGAAAGAAAGAUAGAACCGCGAACGUGGCCACGUUGCUAGUUGCUCCGACUUAAUCGAGUCGGAGUUUCCUGUCAAGUUCCCGCGAUGUCGUUGGUCGCAAAUGGAGUGCAUAAUUUCUUCAGCGAAUUCUUCCUAUUCGGAGAAUCGUCCGCGAAUUAUUCUCGAUUGAUUAAUUGAGCACAAUUGAGUGAUCAGAGAGAGAAAGAGAGAGAGACUACAUUGUACAGUCUCUUGCGUCUCGAAGACGAAUAAAUGGUGAACGGUGAUGUGGAAAAGAGAUGGUGCGAACGCAAUAAUUAUAACGGAUUAUCAAUUAUAAAUAAUUCUCGAAGACGCAGACUAUUUUGAAAAAGAACACUACAGUUAAUCAAAGCGUUGCAUAAUUCGACUGAAAUAAGCUGUUACGCGCCCUUGAUGAAACUAUUAAUUAAUAAAGCAAGACUAGGAGCGAUUAACGAAGCAGCUGAUGAGUUUUAGUUUGACGAAACGUGAGGCGAUUGAUUAAACGUUAAUAAAACGGGACUAGAGAGCAAAAAAGAGAGGGAGAAAGAGAAAAUUGAGAGAGUCCCGUUAAUGUUAUCGAAGGCCGCAAUAAAGGAAGAGCGUGAAGGACGUGAAAGAUCAAUCGGGUGUCGUGACACAUGUUACGUGCGAAAUGUCGAGAAGGUGCGAGAACGCAUCCUGCGUUAAGGACUCCGUUUUCGAGCUACGUACGCGGAUGGCCCGGAUGCUGUCCAUCGUCGAGAUUACCUCGCAGAAGGACAAUACGAUGGCGCGUCAGGAUGGCAGAGAUGCCGCGGAUCAGAAUUUUGAUUACAUGUUCAAAUUGCUGAUAAUCGGCAACUCAUCUGUCGGAAAGACUUCCUUCCUCUUUCGCUACGCGGACGACUCCUUCACCUCGGCUUUCGUGUCGACCGUGGGAAUUGACUUUAAAGUGAAGACCGUCUUCAGACACGACAAAAGGGUCAAGUUACAGAUCUGGGACACGGCGGGUCAGGAGAGAUACAGAACGAUCACAACGGCCUAUUACAGAGGCGCGAUGGGUUUCAUCUUAAUGUAUGACAUCACAAACGAGGAGUCCUUUAACUCAGUCCAGGACUGGGUUACGCAAAUAAAGAACUAUUCGUGGGACAACGCCCAGGUAAUCCUCGUGGGCAACAAGUGCGACAUGGAAGAAGAGAGGGUGAUCAGCUCCGAGAGAGGUAAACAGUUGGCGGAACAAUUAGGGGUUCGAUUCUUCGAGACCUCGGCCAAAGAAAAUAUCAAUGUUAAGGCGGUGUUCGAGACGCUGGUGGAUAUAAUAUGCGACAAGAUGAGCGAAUCCUUGGACAAUGAUCCAACCCUGAUGGCGGGCGGUAUGGGUCAGACCGGCAAGGGUCAACGACUCACCGAUCAGCCGACCAAUCCAGCGAACGCUAACUGUAAUUGCUAAAAAUAUGCGGCGACACGCGGAAGGGAGAGAAGAAACCCAGAGAGAUCGUAUGUGUGUGUUGCACGUGUGUGUUGCGUGUGUUGGAAAGGAGGGAAAAGAAAAAAAGGAGGCGAAAGUGUCGUGUGUGCGACGCUGGCGAGUUAACUAGUCCACUUACUUCGUCGUUCCUUCGUUACGUUAUUUACUACGGAGGCCGUAUUUUGUUCUCAUCUAAUAUUUCCUUUCAUCCUUUCUUGGCGCGAGAUCACAUGUAAAAUGAAUCUAUAAUGUACGCUAUAAUUAUAUAUACAUAUAUAUAUAUAUAUAUACACAUAACGAUUGUGAUCAUCGAGGUACGACCGAAUUGGCCAACGACCGAUCGGUCGUGGUCCUCCUUUCGGUUCAUCCGCUUGACGAGAGUCAGGGAUGGACUUGGACAAGUUCAAAUUUCCAUGCCGCAGACACGUUAAUCAUCGCGCUCUCUUCAGAUAUAAACGUACACUGGAAAAAAAAUUUUGUUGGAUUAACAAAAAUUCUGUUUGAAAA
Molecule: messenger RNA, 1967 nt
Organism: Nylanderia fulva
Lineage: Eukaryota; Metazoa; Arthropoda; Insecta; Hymenoptera; Formicidae
Gene: Rab3
Product: RAS oncogene family member Rab3
Molecular function (GO): GTPase activity; GTP binding
Source: RefSeq, a predicted model, not a curated record